UUCAUACAACACUCAUGAAAACGUGGAACUGCUGAGAUCAGCGAAAUCUUCCAGACUCUGCCUUCUGCACCAUGAGAAGCAUCUGGUGGGUGAUCCUGGCCACAGGAGUCUGCGUGGGGAGCAAAAACUCACAGGACACAUGUAGCCAAGGGCAUCCUGGCAUCCCCGGGAAUCCUGGCCACAAUGGUCUGCCCGGGAGAGAUGGACGAGAUGGAGCAAAAGGUGACAAAGGGGAUGCAGGAGAACCAGGACUCCCUGGAGGUCCAGGGAAGGCUGGGAUGAAUGGAGAGAAAGGAGAACAAGGGGCAGAUGGAAGAGUCGAGGCCAAAGGCAUCAAAGGGGAACAAGGCUCCAGAGGACCACCGGGAAAACAUGGGCCCAAGGGGUUUGUCGGCCCCAUGGGGGAGAAAGGCCUCCAAGGAGAGACUGGUCCUCAGGGGCCAAAGGGGUAUAAAGGGGACGUGGGUCCCACUGGGCCAGAAGGCUUAAAGGGCAACGCUGGGCCUUCGGGUCCAAUCGGUCUGCCUGGCCCUGUGGGCCCCAUUGGAAAGCCCGGCCCUAGAGGAGAGGCCGGGCCCUUGGGGCCCCAGGGUGAGCCAGGAGCCCGAGGAAUGAGAGGCUGGAAAGGGGAUCGAGGCGAGAAAGGGAAAAUCGGGGAGACUCCCAUCCCUCCCAAAAGCGCUUUCACGGUGGGGCUCACAGUGCUGAGCAAGUUUCCUUCUUCGGAUGUUCCCAUUAAAUUUGAUCGAAUCUUAUAUAACGAAUUCAACCAUUACAACGUAGCUACAGGGAAAUUCACUUGCCACAUUGCUGGGGUCUAUUACUUCACCUACCACAUCACUGUUUUCUCCAGGAACGUUCAGGUCUCUUUGGUCAAAAAUGGGGUGAAAGUGCUGCACACCAAGGACGGUUAUAUGAGCUCUGAGGACCAGGCCUCGGGGGGCAUCAUUUUGGAGCUGAAGCUCGGGGAUGAGGUGUGGCUGCAGCUGAGGAUGGAGAAGAGUUUAUACCCUGGCCUCACUCCCCAUCAAAAUCAGCUUGGUGAAGGAGUCACUAGAUGGCUUUACUGUAGCAAUUACUCUACUUAUUGCAAUCUUCAUAAGAAGGUGAACAUGGGAGUGUUAUUCCUAAAACUGAUUUUGUGAAACUUACUAUCUUUCCAAGAAUAAACUUUAAAAAAAUGC
Molecule: messenger RNA, 1184 nt
Organism: Choloepus didactylus (southern two-toed sloth)
Lineage: Eukaryota; Metazoa; Chordata; Mammalia; Pilosa; Megalonychidae
Gene: C1QTNF9
Product: C1q and TNF related 9
Exons: 5
Coding region: 72-1145 (357 amino acids)
Molecular function (GO): protein binding
Source: RefSeq, a predicted model, not a curated record